This is a messenger RNA of Dermacentor andersoni, 2840 nucleotides long. RefSeq lists its product as uncharacterized. NCBI's taxonomy places the organism in Eukaryota, Metazoa, Arthropoda, Arachnida, Ixodida, Ixodidae. The record is from RefSeq and is a predicted model, not a curated record.
ACCCUCGCGGACAACUUUCUGUGGCAAUGCAGGGAAAGCUACGGGAGCGUGGCUGUUGCACAUGUGUUACGACGCCAAGUAGUCCGUCCGCCAGCGUCUGACAGUGCUUUUGGUUGCUCGGAAAAGACGCCGAAUCGAUGCAGCUACCACGUGCGAGGGUUUCGCAUUUGCCCAGACGCGGUAGGGAAAAGCCAGAAAAUAAGUAAACUUUUACAUUCAGUCGUGUGUUUUGCCCUGUUUAACUGCUGCUAAUAAGGUGUUUAUAUUUUCUCUUCCCGAGGUCAAAGUAACGUGGAUGGAAACACGGGACUCUUUUCAGAAGCUCUCUCUCUUCUGCGCGCGUUGCUUCCGUAGCUUUCCCUUCAUUGCCACAGAAAGUUGUCCGCGAGUAUAGCUCUCCUGUUAGCCUUAGUGAAUACAGAAGCCUCUAAGUUAAACGGAAGCUGGAUUGAUAGCUAUCUUUUAUUCGAUUCGUUGAAUGAAUAACUUGUGCUAGCUCACGCGCACAACGGUUCACCACAACUAUCCUUUCAACUCCAGGGUAAUGCCUUUUGAUAUCGGCUCGUAGUGAAUACAAAAGCCUCCAAGUUGAGCGGAAGCUGGAUUGAUAACCGGUUUUUAUUCGAUUCGCUGAACGAAUAACUUAUUGUGCUAGCUCAUGCGCACGACAGUUCGCUACCACUGUCCCUUUAAGAGGAAGCUUUAGCUCGGUUGCUUCUACCUAAAUACAUGUAAAAGGAGAAUUCGUUUUGCUCGGCAACCACUGCACCAAAUUCCACGAGGUUUGUUGCAUUUAAAAGAAAAACUGAAAUUUAGUGCCUGUUGGUUUCGCAUUUCUGAUUUAGGUCGUCAAUGUUUUAUGAAGAGUGAAAAAAAAAAAAAAGAAUGUUACGAGAACGAAACUAUCAAGUUUACAACUCUAACUCAGCAUUGAAACAUGAUAUCACAAUUCUGUGAAUUGCAUCUAAUAGUAAUCUAAAGCGGUCAAAAUUGUUAUGUUACACAUGAAUCUAAAAAAAAAAAUUAGUAAUAUGAAAAUACAGCUUUUGCAGAACCCUUGCACACAAUGCAACAGAUUCACUUAAGACAUAAAUUCACAUGUCAAAUUUGUCCUCUUUGGAUGACCUAAUGGAUGCCGUUUACAGAACCACGAUAUCUGUUCUUGAGGCAGAACUAUUAAUGUGUAUUUUUUUUCGAACUAUCGAGUUUUUGAAAAUCCUUUUCAGAAAAUGUACCAUACAUAUCGUCCUACUUAGACCAUCCCUUAAAGUUAAUGUUAUAUAAGCUGGGACAGAUGCAUUGAAGUGCUCUUCAUUACGUUAAGUUAAUGAAGGUCUGCACUUCAUUUUUUGUCGUACAAGCGUGAAUUAUGUUGAUAUGUUUGUACGUCGACCCUCCGAUGUAAACGAAUGUUCUUGCAACGAACGAACGAACAAGCUAGCGAGCGAGCGAAAGAAGUUACCAGAGGCGGAGUGCGUUGCAGAAGCGAGCGGUGCCUGUUUUGUCUGCCUGCACAGGUCGCGUUUGAGUAAGCGCAAUCUGCGCACGCCACGUGAGAGUGUAAACAAAGUCAUCGCUUGAAAGCCGGCAACGCGUGCGCAACGUUUCGAAACCAAAACAGCUGCCGUCUGGUUGCGCCACCUAUUGCGAAGAGAUUCAACUAGCAACAAAAAUACAUGGCCUUCAUGAUUUGGCGACGCACCGCGAGUGGGCCUCGGAUGGUUAUUGCAAAUAGGCAGCCUUCGAGAUUGGCUACGCACGACAAACAACAUUAACAGCAGCAAACGAGGAGUGUGCAACCAGCGCCUCCUGUACAAUUGGCUGCAUGUUGCGUAGGGGCGCGCCGCCUUUGCGUAUUCUACCAAACAUGGCUGCCUCCUGUUAGCCGAGGGGACCGGUCAAGCUGCCAAAGUACGGAAUGUGCGGAGUUUCCCGGCUGCGGCGACGCUGACAAUGUCGUACGUCUCCAAACGAAGAACCCAGCGAAGCUAUGCUGUCCAUUACAACAACAAGACCCAGUCUGUGGACUGCCACGGCUACGUGAACCCCUUGGAGCUUGUGCUGGACACGAGCAAGAAGGAGGACGCAGGGGGCCGUGGGGGCCGGUCCUCCGGGGGUCCCCUCGAGCCGCUCCUGGGGCCGCUGGCCGCGGCUGCCGCGACGCAGCAGCAGCAGCACCGCCACCCUUCCUCCUUCCAUGGGGGCCAUUCCUCGGUGGCAGGCCGCCGGACGACCGCCACGUCGCCCGGCGGUGCGGCCGCCGGCCGGGCCGUGCCGUCGCCCCCCCUGCCGCCGGCGCCCCACUCGGCGCCGCCCACCACCACGGCUGCUUCGUCCGACGCCGGCGUGGGUAGGAAGCAGCUGAGCAGGACGCCCACCCAGCCGCCGCCGGGCGCCAUCGAAUACGUGGUCAAGGCUUCUGACACGUUGGCUGGCAUUGCUGCAAGGUUUGAGUGCACACCAGGAGAGCUGACGACGAUGAACCGGUUAACAAGCAGACUCAUCUUUCCUGGCCAGACACUGUACAUUCCUAUCAAAGACCAAGAUGCAGCUGACGCACCUGAGCAUGGGAGACUGGAGGAUGACAAGGCAAGCUUUGAUUAUUGCCAUUUGGUAUUUGCUUGGCUGCUGAGUAGUGUUAGUAGGAUUUAGUCUUGACACUGCUCAGUGUAAAUGGUUUAUAAAUAUUUGUUGUGUUGUUGGACUGCCAAAUGGGGAGAGCGACAACUCAUGUUCUAAGCCAUGUUGGAUUGCAUCGUGCUUGGCCUCCAGAUUUUGCUGCAUUUAUUUCUAGAAACUAAAGAUACUGCUGAGCUUUUUCAGACAAAAUACUGAGGUCC